Molecule: messenger RNA, 786 nt
Organism: Drosophila busckii
Lineage: Eukaryota; Metazoa; Arthropoda; Insecta; Diptera; Drosophilidae
Product: antigen 5 like allergen Cul n 1-like
Exons: 2
Coding region: 1-786 (261 amino acids)
Source: RefSeq, a predicted model, not a curated record
AUGCGUAACAUACUAACUCCAAGUCUAAGCCUAAUCUUGGCUCUGCUGCUGCGCAGCUGCAGCGCCACCGACUAUUGCGCCAAGAAAUGUUUCAAUGGUCACGGCUAUGAUGAGCACAUUGGCUGCAACAACAAAGGCGCCUGGGCUAGCUACUGUCCAAGUGACAAGCAGCUGCUGCCGCUGACGUCGGUGCAGAAGGCUGCGAUUGUCGACAGGCACAAUCAGCAUCGCAACUUUAUUGCUGGUGGUGGUGCCAGCCAUUUGAGCGGUGCCUGCCGCAUGGCCACCAUGCGCUGGAACGAUGAGCUGGCCUAUCUGGCCUCCCUAAAUGUGCGCAGCUGCCAAAUGAAGCACGACAAGUGCCGCAAGACCGACGACUUUGAGCUCGCUGGCCAGAGCCUGUACACGAUGUGUCGUAGUGGAUCCUUCAAUGACACACUGGAGCUUAUUACGGCUGUUGACGCUUGCUAUGGCGAGGUCAAGCACGUCAAGCAGUCGCACAUCGAUGCCUUUAAAGAAAUUGCUGGUCCUCCAUUCAUUGCUCGCUUCGCCGCUUUGGUUGCCGAUCGCAACAUCGCUGUUGGCUGUGCCGUCUCCACCUUCUCAUGGGGCAAUAUGUUCAAGACCUUCCUUAUGGCCUGCAAUUAUGCCACCAGCAUCUUGCCUGAGCACAAAGUGUACAACUCCUGCGCCAAGCCCGCCAGCAAGUGCAGCACGGGCGUCAAUCCCAGCUACAAGUUUCUCUGCAACUCCAACGAAGAAAUCAAUCCCAACAAUGUGAACUAA